Molecule: messenger RNA, 3312 nt
Organism: Pseudopodoces humilis (Tibetan ground-tit)
Lineage: Eukaryota; Metazoa; Chordata; Aves; Passeriformes; Paridae
Gene: SLC25A51
Product: solute carrier family 25 member 51
Biological process (GO): mitochondrial NAD transmembrane transport
Cellular component (GO): mitochondrion
Molecular function (GO): NAD transmembrane transporter activity
Source: RefSeq, a predicted model, not a curated record
CAGAGAGCGGCGCGGGGUCGCGCCGGGCCGGGCGCUUGGUGCGCGAUCCCGCUCCCGGUGCGCUCCCGGUGCGAUUCCGAUCCCGGUGCGCUCCCGGUGCGCUCCUGGCCCCCUCCUGCCAUGGCAGCACCGCCCGCAGGGUUUGCCAGGUAAAAAUCCCUGCAGUCAUUCUCCAGACUAUUUGGUCAAGCUGCUUCUGUCCACACAUCCUUCAGGACCCUGGACCUAGCUAAACUCGACUUCUGAAACUUCUCAGCAGAACGUGGAUGUCGAGCGUGGGGGCUGAUGCGGAGGAGGCUGCAUGGCAGUGAAGUGGGACUUGUAAAGAAUCUCUCUGCUGUGUCAGUGAAAUCACACCUGUGUGACACCUGUGCAUCCGCUGUGGGUGUUGGUGCUCAGUUCCUGGCUGAGUUGAGCCGCGACGCUGUUGCCUGCUGUUUUGUGCCACAGGGAGGAAGCAGAGUGUAAGGAUCAGGUUUUGUAAAGCUGCUGCGUGUAUUUGUUUUCGCUCAUUUUUUUUUAUAGGUUUUUUGGCAGCCUCUCUUGUGUUCACACAGUGUUUUAUUAGCGUGAGUGUCAACCUUUCACUGUUGGAAUUUGUAAUUCCAGGGGGAUUUAUUUCUGUCUUAAUUUGAAGGAGCACAGAAGGGAAGAACUGCUGCUUUCUAUGGUCACCUAGAUUUAAGCAAAAAUGGCGCAACAUCCGUCGCAUCUGUCUUUUUGCUGCUUUUCCCCUGCAGCCUCUGUGGGCGUUUUUCCAGCAGGAUGUUAGAGUGAGGAGGGCAGAGCUGCAGGGCCAGCCACAGCUGUCUCACGCGUUGUUUGCGGCGCGGGGAGGAGGCGCCGGCGCCAUGGGUGCGGCGGAGCCGUCGGGCUCCUCGGGCAAGCACUACCUGUGCGGGCUGUGCGCGGCCUUCACCAACAUCGUGGUGACGUUCCCCAUCCAGAAGGUUCUGUUCCGGCAGCAGCUGUACGGGCUGCGCACGGGGGACGCCGUGCGCCAGCUGCGCCGCGACGGGCUGCGCACGCUGUACCGCGGCAUCCUGCCCCCGCUCAUGCAGAAAACCACCACGCUGGCGCUCAUGUUCGGCCUCUACGAGGAUUUCUCGGCGCUGCUGCUGAGCCACGCCCGCGCCCCAGAGCUCCUGACGCGCAGCGCGGCCGCCGUGCUGGCCGGCACCACCGAGGCCGUGCUCACGCCCUUCGAGCGUGUCCAGACGCUGCUCCAGGACUACAAACACCACAACAAGUUCACAAACACUUACCAGGCUUUCAAGGUGCUGAAAGCGUACGGGGUGCGGGAGUAUUACCGGGGAUUGGUACCUAUUCUGCUCCGAAAUGGGCCCAGUAACGUGCUCUUCUUCGGCCUGCGGGGGCCCAUCAAGCAGUGUCUGCCUGAAGCCACCUCACACAGCUCUCACCUGGUCAAUGACUUCAUCUGCGGCGGGCUGCUGGGCGCCAUGCUGGGCUUCCUCUUCUUCCCUGUGAAUGUCGUAAAAACUCGCAUGCAAGCUCAGAUCGGUGGCGAAUUUCAGUCCUUCUCCAAAGUGUUAGUGAAGAUCUGGCUGGAACGUGACAGGAAACUGAUCCACCUCUUUAGAGGAGCCCACCUGAACUACCACCGCUCUGUGCUGUCCUGGGGGAUCAUCAAUGCAACCUACGAGUUCCUGCUGAAGCUGCUGUGACCCCGUCCUGCUGCUGGGGUGUCAGCACUCACAGUGUCCUCGGUCCCAGGGAGCAGUGCCUGUGCGCAGGUAAUUCCUCCCAGCCUUUGCUAUUUAUGGGGUGAAUGGUGAUGCAUUAAACCUUGGUGCAAUUAUGAUGAACUUUUAAACUAUUCCUUUGCUGGCAGGUGAGUUUACCCAUAACAGAGCUAAUGUAAAGGAUGUAAAGAAUGAGGUGUAAAAGAGAAAAGAACAAAAGUCUGUAUCACUCCCAAAAUUCCGUUAUGCUCUGUGAUGGGAUGCACUCCACUGCCCAUGUUUAGAACAUGAGAAUCAAGGAGGGGCUGAAGAAAAACAAUUCCAUUGCUUGAUCAUCUUCCAAGUCUUGAUUUUGGAACUGCAUUUUCAGCUGUUUUCUGGUCCUCACUGUGUAAAGCUCGAAGGACAGAUCUUGAAGGGGAUGACUGAAGUGCAGAGCUCCAAGCUGCACCUCAGCCUGCCACAGCCACCGCAGGGUGUGGCCUGUGGUGACCGUGUCCUCCAGCCCUGGCACUGAACGUGUGACCUCAGCCCAGGCUGGUCUGUGUGUGUGUGUGUGUGUUUGUACGUGUGCCUUCCUGUGAAAAGGGACAAGUGGAAGGAAUGGGACAGCAAACUCACUAAAGCUUUAAAGUGUCCUUCCUCGUUAAAAAACAUGGAGCUCAUUCUGCUUUUUGUGAGGAUUUUUUUUUUUUAAUUGCUUUUUUCUGUUGCCUCCAGCUCCAGGAUGAGGGAGGUGUCCCUGUGUGUAAAGCUCACAGGACACUCCAGCUCCUGCAGCUGCUCAAGCACUUCGCACACGGCUUCUCGCACUGCCGCGUCUUGUCUUUUCUCAGUUCCCUCUGCGGAAUUACCAACCAUGAGAUGCUUUUACCCAAAACUCGGGGUUCUGCCUGCUUGGUGUGUACUGUUAACAGUUCUGCAAGACAGAGUGGCACAGGCAAGGUGAGAUUCCUGGGUUACCUGCUUCAGUGGAGGUCUGUAGGUAUAGUGGAGAUAAAAAGCCAAAGAUGACCUUGGAAGCAGAGAGGCAGGAAAGGUGGUGAGGUUAGAGACGUGUUUCAGGACUUCUGUAGGCAAACACUGAAAAGGACUGGCAGAAAUCUGCCUUACAGAGACAUGGGAGUUGAGAGAGAGAAGGGGCAGAUAGAUACAGGGGCAGAAGAGCAAGCACAACCCUGGGCUAGAUGAGGGUCACAACAAAAAGUGUUUCAAUGUCCCUGAGGGCUUCCUCUUUAAUUAAACUAAACAUUCAUAUAUGAACCAAAACACUUUGGAUGAUGGGGAGCAGCAAAGCUUUCAGAAACUGCUUUGAAUUUAGUCUUUUGUUAAGUAUUGGAGGGGCUAUGGCUUUUCUGAAAUCGGAGUUUUCCAUUUCCUAAACCUGUCUUCCAGAUUUGAUCCUAAUCAGUGUGUUGUAAUCAUACAGUCCUGAGCUUCACAGACAGCAAUGGGUGGGCACAAGCACGAGUUCCUGUAUCCCAGUGGUGAUUAUCUGCAUCUAAAUAAAAUGUUUACUGGAUGUUUGUUACUGGCAGAAUCUGAUUUUUACCAGUGUACCUUUUUUUUUUAAUCACUCCUUGAUGGAAUAAAAAAAAUCUGCAUCCUG